Messenger RNA from Pyrenophora tritici-repentis Pt-1C-BFP, 876 nucleotides. RefSeq lists its product as uncharacterized. Gene Ontology annotation, biological process: ceramide biosynthetic process; ceramide catabolic process. Gene Ontology annotation, cellular component: endoplasmic reticulum membrane. Lineage: Eukaryota; Fungi; Ascomycota; Dothideomycetes; Pleosporales; Pleosporaceae. The record is from RefSeq and is a predicted model, not a curated record.
AUGCAGUUACGCUGGGAUUACCCAUCGGGCUUCGCGGUUGGAGCAUGGGGUCCAACGACGUCCAAUCACAACUUUUGUGAAGAGGACUAUAUCAUCACACCGUACAUUGGCGAAUUCAUCAACACCCUCACCAACAUCACCUAUGUAAUCUAUGGCCUCAUCGGUCUCCGCCGUGUAACCCCCAAAGCAGACGGCGGCCUCCUCUCCACGCUCGCCUUCCCCUACUGGGGCCUAAUCAGCGUAGGCGUGCUCUCAGCCUGGUUCCACGCCACGCUAAAAUACCACUCUCAAAUGGGCGACGACCUAAGCAUGUUUCUAGCCGUAGGCGCCAACCUAUACCAACUGCUCACUUUUCGCGCUUCACCCUCUCAACGCCGCCUCUACGCCUUGUACAUCCUCGGCAGUCUAUUCCCAAUUUCCGUCUACCACGUGUGGGCCGAUGAAAUUGUGCUGCACGAAAUUGCGUUCGCAGUCAUGGUUGUGCUGGUGACAAUUCAGACGCGCAAGCUAAUUAAAGCGCGGAUUACAAAUGAGGUGCAUAGGAAGAAGCUGGGUAGUAUGGCUACGUUUGGGUUGUCCACGGGCUUGUUUGGGUAUUUUCUUUGGAAUAUUGAUUUUCAUGCUUGUGAACAUGUUACGAGGUUUAAGAGAUGGGUGGGGCUGCCUUGGGGUUUUUUGUUCGAGUUACAUGGCUGGUGGCAUAUUUUUACCGCCAUUGGCUCCUAUGUGGGUAUGGCGCUAGUGGAGUAUCUGGUUACGCUGGAGGACGGGGCAACGAGGAAGUUGGAAGAGGGGUUUGUGUGGCCGGUUAGGGCAGUAUUGAGGGACAUUGAUGGGGUAGAGGAGAGUGGUGAUGUGGCGAAGAAGGAGUUGUGA